Molecule: messenger RNA, 870 nt
Organism: Colletotrichum chrysophilum
Lineage: Eukaryota; Fungi; Ascomycota; Sordariomycetes; Glomerellales; Glomerellaceae
Exons: 2
Coding region: 1-870 (289 amino acids)
Source: RefSeq, a predicted model, not a curated record
AUGGUCGCUUCAACCGACACCUUCCCCGGCCUUCUCAAGCCAACCACGAAGCCCUACCGCCUUCCUCAGAUCAACACUGUACCUCUGCUCAUCAAGGAUGGUUUCACUCUCACGACUCUCUUCUCCAUCGGCGCCCUCAUGCAGACAGCGCUCUUUCUUAUUUUACCGACUAAAUACGCCAUCAUUCCUUCCUCCGCUAUCGCUCUCAACUCCAUCAUUUCAACCAUCAUCGGAACCCGCUCAAAGUCGGCCAACACUUACAUGAACGGCGUCGUCCCGGGCCGUACCUCCGCACAGUUCCCGGACCCCACCACCGGCAAGAUCCCCGCCACCCCGGCCGGUCGAUCUCUGCUGGUCUUCCACCUCGGAGUCCGUUUCAACCAUCCUCUCGGACUCCUCUCUCCCGGCGGUCGCGAGAUCGGCGCAUACUUUGACGCCAUGAACAAGGACCUGAACCUUCGCGCCGACGAGUACGGACUCUACCACCUCUCAUCCUGGCAAUCCCUCGAGACCGAGCGCAACAACACGCUCAUGUUCAUCUACUACUUCAGAGACGUCGAGGGCCUCAACAAGUUCGCCCACGAUCCCCUCCACCGCAAGACCUGGGACUGGUACAACAGCAUCAGGGACCAGUUCGACCACAUUGGUAUCUUCCACGAGGGCUUCGUCACCGGCCCGCAGCAGUACGAGACCAUCUACGGCAACAUGAAGCCCACCCUUCUUGGCGCUGCGAGCCUUAAGUGCAAGAACGAGGAGACCAAGGAGGACGAGUGGGUCAAUACUUUGGUCAAUUCCGACAACUCGGCCCUGAGAAGCCAGUUCAAGCGCAUGGGGAAGGCCUCGCGGCAGUUGGUGGAGUACGAGACCUGA